Bursaphelenchus xylophilus (pine wood nematode) is the source of this 1867-nucleotide messenger RNA. The record is from the annotation of a GenBank genome assembly. Lineage: Eukaryota; Metazoa; Nematoda; Chromadorea; Rhabditida; Aphelenchoididae.
AUGCGUGAGCUGCGCAAACAGUCGGCUAGAAAUUACCUUCAUUUUCCAGCAUGGCCACGUUCAGUGUUUUCGUGGCGGGACCAAUUUGCGGUAGUGAUUGACGUUACCAUUGCUCGUAAUCAAUGACUAUAUUGGCCUGUAAAACACCUCUGAUGAAGUUUUUGGUCGAAUUAUAGAUUAUUUUUCUUGGAAAUGAGGCAAUAUUCCGAUAUUACCCAUGGCCUAAUCUGCAAUAAAAAUAUUUGAUCGUAUAACAUGUCUCCGAGGGUAUCUUUGACAAAUCACUAACGAAAUUUUAUUUUCAGGCUACAACAGGCCCUUGAAGCCAGUGAAAACUAUGUUUGUGCCCCGCAAUCUCGUCUUCAAUGCAUCUCCGAACUCCGCAAUGUUAUCCAUCAUUGUCGCGACUUCUCGGGGAAAUUUCUGGAGGAAUUGGACCUAAAAUCUGCCGAUGAGUAUGCCAAUACUGCAAUCUUGGAGAUGGCUGACGAAAACCAACUGGAUAUUCGAGAAGAUCAGGUGGAAGUUCAGGCAUUGAAGGUAGGUGGUAGUGUUGAAGGCUUUAUUGAUUUUUAGGGAAAAUUGAAGUUGUUUUGGGAUCAAGUUAUGUCUGUUAAAUAAAUCGAAACUCAUACUUUAUAUUUUAGGCUCUCUGGCAGUUUAUGUUCAUCCACAGAUCGGAAUCACUUCGAAAUUUAGCUUUGAGUCACCUGGAUACCAUGAACAAGUUAAUUUCCUCAUCUAAAUACCUGUCGGCCACAGCCGCAGCAAGGUCGACUCUCUUCCAACUGCUUCGACACAUCUUAAACACCAAAAAAAUCACAGUAAAGCUUCAGGAUGUUGAGGUGAAUCGUGAAAGUUACGGGGAGAAGUCAAACAUUCAAAAAGUAUUUGAAGGUGGAGCGGGUGUUGAAGAUUUGGAAAGGUUGAAAGCUCAAGCAGAGUUUAUGUUGAAUCAGUAAGUUUUAUUUAGUGCUUCAUUAUUUCGUUCUUAGGGAUUGACGGAUUUUUUACGAGGAUAAUUGACCUCAGGGAUGUGUAAUAUAAAUUGUUUCGUAUGAAAUUUCUGAGACCUUUUGGAAAUCAAUGGUUUAUUACUGGAGUUAAAUCAAGUCUUUUCCAGACUCUAUCGCCUAAAGAAGCUCCCCGAAGAUCGUCGGUUUUUGAUGAAAAUCCUUUGCGAAAUGGCUGACAUCAUUGGUAGAGAAGCUAACGAAUCGCCCAAGAAACCGCCAAAUAAGCGUCCAAAGUCGCUUAAAGAUGAGCUGGAAGGCGAUGUUGAUGACAAUGAAGGUGAUGAGAACCAAGAACAACGCGUCAGUUAUGACUUUGAAGUUUUCGAAGGUGAAAUUGGUGAUCAAGUGGAACAUAAAGUUGACAAUCGACUGGAAAAUGAGGUGGACAUCAAUUCGCCAAUGAGAGUGACGUCAUUGAGGGAUGAAUUGAAGGUGGGUUGGAUUUUUGGGGUCCUUUUUUUGUUUUUAGGGUAUUUGACGAAGUGUCACAAAAAUUAUGGAUUUUUUAAAAUGUUGGAUAAAAUCUGAAUAUAUGUGAAAAAAGAGGUGGUGAUGGUAGCCGACGUAUUUUAAAAUAGUAUAUUUCUGCUUCUUUCUUCCAGGCCGCGCUAACCAAACGAAAAGCCGAUUUUGAUCAACGUCAGCUGGCGGCGUUGGCACGACUCAAAAAUUGCACUGUCGAAGAGGUUAUUCGGCAAGAAAUGGAACGUAAAAAUGUUGCGGCUCCUGUUCAACCUCAAGAACGGGUGGUUUAUGCACCGCAACAGCGACUAAACAUAUCGGCGGCUGAUCUGAUGGCCGCGAUGAAAAGUCGUCCGAAAAUUGACGCACUCGGCGAUAUUGAAGAGUAA